Ichthyophthirius multifiliis is the source of this 2056-nucleotide messenger RNA. RefSeq lists its product as hypothetical. Gene Ontology annotation, biological process: mRNA splice site recognition. Gene Ontology annotation, cellular component: U1 snRNP. Gene Ontology annotation, molecular function: mRNA binding; ATP binding. The record is from RefSeq and is a predicted model, not a curated record. The transcript has 8 exons. NCBI's taxonomy places the organism in Eukaryota, Ciliophora, Oligohymenophorea, Hymenostomatida.
UAUAUAUGGAUCAAAGCAGGCUUCUACUUGACUAAUUUUUUGGUGUCGACAGAAAUUUAUCAAUAAGAGAACGUAAUAAAAGAAGAGAACAUUAUACUGACAAAGAGGUAUGUGCAUACUUUUUAAUAAGCAAUGACGAAUGUUAUAAAGAACUUUUUCCAAAUACAAAUUAUGAUGAUGGACCAUGUAAAUAAAGACAUGAUGAAUUUUUUAAAAGAUAAUUUUAAGAUGAUGCUGAAGAUAAAAGAGGUGAAUUCGAAUAUUAAAUAAUAAAGCAAGCUAUAGAUUUUAUUUAAAAAAAAUUAAUGAUAUAGAUCAUAAAAUAUAAAAAAAUAAAUAAUAUACAGAAAAAAAAAUUGCUACAGAUGUAGAAAGACCAAAAGAAAUUUAAUAAAAAAUUGAUAACAUGGAAAAUCAAAUUAAAAUAUUUUUAGAAUAAAGUGCAAAUUUAGGAGCAUAAGGAGAAAUAGAAUAAAGUGAAAAAUUAGCAGAAUAAGCAGAAGCUUUGCGUGUUUAAAAAGAAACAUUAAUUGCAUAAACUGAUAAUGGACUUGUUAAUAGUAAUUUAGCAUAAAAGGAAGUUUGUGAUAUCUGUGGAGCUUGGAAAAUUACUAAUGAUAAUGAUAAAAGGGCUUAAACACAUUUAGAAGGAAAAAUACACUAAGGAUUUUAAUUUUUGAGAGAUGAAAUAAUUAGAUUAAAAGAAAGAAAAAAUGCAGUUAAAGCCAUAUUGAAAAAAAUCGAUAAAGAAAAAGAAAGAAAACGACAUUAAAAAAGUAAAAGCAGAAGUAGAAGUAAAAAUAAUAAAAAAGGAUAUUCAUCAAGAGGUAGAACUGAUAGAUCUGAUUCUAGGGGUAGAAAAUCUAAUAAAGAAUCAAAAGAUGUACUUCACGCUGAUUUAGAAAUGGCGAUAAGGAAAAGAAAAAGAAUUGAUUUCGAUGAAGGAAAGACCCAAUUUUUACUCACAACAAACCUAGUGGCAAGAGGUAUAGACUUUAAUAACGUAAGUGUCGUAAUAAAUUGUGAUGUACCAAUCCAUAUCAAAAAAAGAGGUCAAAAUGACUCCGGUCCAAUAAAACCUGAAUAAAUAGAUACUGAAACUUACAUUCAUAGAGUCGGAAGAGCGGGAAGAGCUGAUAAAAAAGGAGUAGCAUUAACAUUAUCUAAUUAGCCUGGAGAAGAGUCUAUAAUAACUGAGGGGGCUAAAUUUGAUAUUACAAUAAUAAGUAAAUAUGAAAAAUAGGAAAUUUUUGAUCAUUUAAAAAACUGCAUUUCUCAUAAUUAGGAAGUCAUAAAUUAAAAAAAAGGAGAAUAUUCUUCCAAAAAAUGGUCUGAUUUACUCCUUUCUUAACCUGUGAUAGAAAAAAUGCAAAAAAGUGGAUUUGCUAAACCUCGGGCUGCUUAAGCAAUUGCAGUACCGAAAAUUAUUAAUUAUUAGGCUGAUAAUAAAAAUGUUUAUUCAUUAAUGUCUAUUUAUGGCUUCCCAAAUGGAAGAGGGAAAACCUUCUGCUUUUUAUUACCUGUAGCAGAAAAAUAUGAUUCUAAUUUAUAAUCUCAUGUCACUUUCAAAAUUAAUUCUGGACCCAAAAAAGGAUAAGAUGGUUAUAAAUGGAUGCCUUAAGUUGUUAUUUUGGCUCAUUCGAAAGAAUUAUGUCUUUAAAUUGGAAAAUAAUUGAGUUUGUGUAUGCCUGACGAAAAAAAAUAUGAAAUUUCUUACCUAUUUGCUGAUACAGAUACUAAAGAUAUUAAAGGAUCUGUAUGUAUUGGUACGCCUGGAUAUGUGGAAAAAAUCAUGAAAAGUCUAGAUUUUAAAAACCUUAAGUUCCUAAUUUUAGAUGAGGCAGAUGAAGUAAUUCAUUCUCAAACUAAAAACGUAAAAGAUAUUGUGGAUAAAACUUUUAAAGCUAUAGUUGAUAAUAAUUUGAAAAAUACCCAAGUUUUACUGUUCUCGGCAACUUUUGAUUAAAAAGAUUUCGAAGUUUUAGAGGAUGUGGUUGAUGAUUCAGAUUAUAAUAAAGAUAAAAUUAAUAUUGAAACUCAUUGGGAUAUUGUUUGA